AUGGCGGCGGUGAAUCUCAACAUGCUGGCUGAAAAUGCCUCCAGGCUGGGUAUGCGUUUGCAGGAAACGUUCUCCGAACACACAAGGGACCUCGCGAUCGCGCGGGGCUCCGGCUCAGCCUUCCUUGACAACCCGGAGGAGAAAGUGAAGAACAUUGGGAAGCAGCUCGAUUCUAGUAGUGAUAGAGAAAAGCUUGAGGCAAUGAAGAGGCUCAUCGCGCUCAUUUCGAGAGGCCGCAACGUCUCCGAGUUCUUCGCGCAAGUCGUCAAGAACGUCGCUUCGCACAACCUCGAGAUCCGAAAGCUCGUGUACAUCUACCUCCUCCGCUAUGCCGAGCAAGAGCCCGACCUUGCGCUCCUCUCAAUCAACACUUUCCAGAAGGACUUGUCCGACCCCAACCCGCUCAUCCGCGCCAUGGCCCUCCGCGUCCUCUCGGGCAUCAAGGUGCCCAUGAUUGGCAGCAUAGUCGUUCUCGCUAUUAAGAAGUGCGCCGCGGACAUCAGCCCGUACGUGCGCAAGGCAGCCGCGCUCGCCAUCCCGAAGAUAUACCACUUAGACUCCACACACCAGCCCGAGCUCAUCAGGAUCAUAUCUACGCUUUUGAAGGACCAGUCCCCGCUCUCCAUCGGCAGCGUGGCCAUCGCCUUCGAUGCGGUAUGUCCGACGCGGCUGGACCUGCUGCACCAACACUACAGGCGGCUAUGUAGAACCCUCAUCGACAUGGACGAAUGGGGCCAAGUCGACCUCCUCAACCUGCUCGUCCGGUAUACACGCGUCAUGCUGUCGCGACCUAUACCCUCGAGAGACGCGAACGCAGCGACACCAUUCGAGGUCGAUAGCGACCUAGCGCUAUUGCUGACCUCGGUCGAGCCACUGUUUCAGUCGCAAAACCCGGCUGUUGUACUUGGCGUCGCACGUGCAUUCUACUACCUUGGACCGUCGUCUGAUCUGCCCAAAAUCGUCCCGCCCCUGCUGCGCUUGCUGCACAUUUCUCGGGAGAUUGAACGCGUAGUCCUUACCAAUUUGGUUUUGAUUUCCUCAUCACUCUCCGAGGUUUUGGCGAAGUCUUACACGCAGUUCCUGGUACGCGCGGACGACCCACGACAAGUCAAGAAGGACAAAGUGCAUCUUCUCCGCUCCGUGAUCAACGUGGAGAACUAUCCAUCGCUUCUCCGAGAGUUUAUCUGCUAUGCAGACGAUGCAGACGACGAUUUGGUUGCAGAAGCGACCCAAGCAAUUGGCUACAUUGCGCGCAUAAUUCCAGAGGCAACGCAGCAGUGUUUAACGGCCCUAAUGGCGUUCAUCCAGAGCAAGCAUGAUGUGAUCGUCGCCAACGCCGUCCUCGUUUUGAAGUCGCUAGUACAAAUCCGCAUACAGCAGCAACAGAACGUCAUCGCCGCCGGCGGGCUACCACCACAGACCUUCUCUCCGCUGGAGAUCAUCUCCCGUCUCGCCCGCCGAAUCGAUGACAUCCGCCAUCCCAAAGCGCGAGCGUGUGUGGUCUGGUUAGUAGGGCAGUAUGCGGUCUCCCCGGCUCCUGCAGAAAACGGGACUACAUCUGCAGGGCCCGAGGGCAUCGCUCCCUGGGCCCCAGAUGUUCUACGUAAGAUGGCAAAGUCAUUCAUCCAAGAGACCCCCGUCGUAAAGCUGCAAAUUGUCACGCUCGCGGCGAAGCUCCUAGUGCUGUGCCCGACCGACCGGACGAUCGGGCUUCUGUACCGUUACGUGUGCUCGCUCGCGCAGUACGACCCCAACUACGACGUGCGCGACCGCGCGCGUAUGUACCGGGCGCUCCUGUCCAGCGUGACCGCUGGCCUGUACGGCGAAGCCGACUCAGACCGCGAGGACGUUGGCGGCGUGGUCCUCCGCCGUGAGCAGAUCAAGGUCGUCUUGUUCGAAGGAAAAGCCAGCCCAGAUGAGGACGUCACCAAAGACGAGGACGACCAUGGCCGAUUCGGGUCCCUGGCUGCUCUCACGGGGCGUUGGACGGGCGGCGACGGGUACCUGCCCGACUGGCUGGAAGAAGGCAUCGACUCGUCGCUGCGGGAUACCGAGGCGGACAUGCCGCAGGCCCCGGUGUACGUGUCCCAAUCCUCCUCUGCUGCACGCUCGAUCGGCCCGUCUAGUCGCGCAUCGCCGGUCGUCCUCACGCCCACGGGCGGUGUGUCCCCCGCAGGCUCGAUCACGCGGCCGGACGGCGGCAAGGCAGCGUACAUGGAUCUGGACAAGUUCUACGAAGACGCCGAGGAGGAAGACGAGAGCGAGGAGAGCGACAGCGACGAGGAAGACGGCGAAGAAGGCGAGGAGGACACCGCGAGCGGAAGCGGCGAGGAGGACGCCGGCUCAAUCGAAGGCGAAGACCAUUCCGAGCCUGGGAGCGAUGACCACGACGACGCUGAGGGUGACGGUCUGCUCAAUCAUGUACAGGGUACAACACAGUAG
Molecule: messenger RNA, 2442 nt
Organism: Trametes versicolor FP-101664 SS1
Lineage: Eukaryota; Fungi; Basidiomycota; Agaricomycetes; Polyporales; Polyporaceae
Exons: 9
Coding region: 1-2442 (813 amino acids)
Biological process (GO): intracellular protein transport; vesicle-mediated transport
Cellular component (GO): membrane coat; AP-3 adaptor complex
Source: RefSeq, a predicted model, not a curated record